Messenger RNA from Homo sapiens (human), 5691 nucleotides. It is a transcript of the gene KANK4, whose product is annotated as KN motif and ankyrin repeat domains 4. Gene Ontology annotation, biological process: negative regulation of actin filament polymerization. The transcript has 11 exons. Gene Ontology annotation, cellular component: cytoplasm. Bases 592 to 3579 code for a protein of 995 amino acids. NCBI's taxonomy places the organism in Eukaryota, Metazoa, Chordata, Mammalia, Primates, Hominidae. The record is from RefSeq and is a predicted model, not a curated record.
CCCCUAGCGAAGGCGGGGACUCGGGCGCUGUUGGCAGCUGGCGACGCGGGGCGAAGCCGCGGCUGGCGGCGCCUGGCCAGUCCCGCAUCCGCCGCGGUGGGUGUGCCCGCAGGGGUGCGCCGGGGCCAGGGCCGAGACCGUCGGCCAGAGGGCGCCUGGAGGGUGUGCGCGCCGCGGACGACCAGGGUGCGCCAGCCCCGGGGUGCGCGCCUGGGACGCGGACAGUGCACCCGGAGGUUGCGUGCGCUCCGAAGCCGGGGUGUGCGCCUAGCUGCCCCGGCCCCGUGCACCGCGGGCCGCCUCGCGCAGGACUUCCGCAGCUCGCCAAGAACUGCAGCAGCUUUGGGCUGUAGGAAGACCCUCCACUGUGCUUGCCCGGGACACUCUGAAACCUUGCUCCUCUGGCAGCUGCCUGCUCCCUGGCUCCUGCACCCCGCCUCUCGGAGUCUCUGGUCUGCGCUGCAGUUAGAAACCCUGCCUGGAAGUGGAUCCACUGAACAGUAAUUUGGUCGUCACAGCAGAACCUUCAACAAGUUUUACAGACUCAUUGGAUGAAGAGUGCCUGAGACACUGAGGGUCAGCGCUCCAAAGAUGGAGAAGACAGAUGCCAAAGACCAGUCCUCUCAGGGGGAUGAAGAGAAAGACCCUCCGAAGAGCCACCCUUAUUCUGUGGAGACCCCAUAUGGCUUUCAUUUAGACCUGGACUUCCUCAAGUAUGUGGAUGACAUCGAGAAGGGAAACACUAUCAAAAGAAUUCCUAUCCACAGAAGGGCCAAGCAGGCCAAAUUUAGCACUCUGCCCCGAAACUUCAGCCUUCCUGACAGUGGGGCUCGCCCCCCUGCAGCCCCGCCCCUCCAAAACUGGUCUCCCGUGGUGCCAAGGGAGGCAUCACUUGGGACACAGGAGCAAAACCAGUCACCACCGCUUGGUAAUGCCCCCCAGGCCUCAACAAGCAGGAGUGAGGUGAGCUACCACAGGAAGGCUCUGUUGGCAGAGGCCACCAGACAGUUGGAAGCUGCUGAGCCAGAGGAUGCCGAGCUCACUUUUGGGAGUGGACGGCCCCAGCUCUUGAGAGCAUCCAGCAUGCCUGCCACGCUGCUGCACAGCAGGGCUUCUGAGGAGCCAGGCCUGAGCCUGGGGCCCCCUGCCCCUCCUGCCCUCCCUCCCCUUCAGGGUGAAGGCAGUGUCUGUGAUGGCACCUUUGAACCUGCAGAAGGAUUGGCAGGUUUCCACAGCUCCAGCCCACGAGCAUCAACUCGGAUUCCAGAGCUGGUCCAGGAGGGAGCUGAGCCUCCAGAGGGUGUGGUGAAGGUUCCAAAUCACCUCCCUCUCCCAGGCCCUCCUUUCUCAUUCCAGAAUGUGCUUGUAGUUCUAGAGGACAAGGAAGAUGAACACAAUGCCAGAGAAGCAGAGGUGUUGUUCACCCCUGGCUCCCCUACGCCAAGCCCGCCACCUCUGCCAUCACCCAUCCCUGAGAAUGAGCUCCUCCUGGAAGAAAUCGAGCUCAACAUCAGCGAGAUUCCACCCCCGCCACCUGUAGAGGUGGACAUGAGAAGCAUUGGCAUCAGGGUAACUGAGGAAAGCCUGGGCCUUGCCAGGGUGGAUCCAGGCAGCAUCUCCAGCCUGAAACAGCAGGUCUCGGCCCUGGAGGGAGAGUUGUCUGGAAGAACCGAGGAACUGGCACAGGUCAGAACUGCUCUCCAGCAGCAGGAAGAGGAAAUCAAAGCUAGGGAGCAAAGAAUUCGAGAGCUGGAGUUCACUGUAGCCCAACUGGAAGGACAGUUUCACCAAGAGAACGCCAAAGACACUCAGGGCCAGACGGACGUGAUGGUGAACACUGACCCUGUCCAUGGACUCUUGACCAGGGAGUCGUGUGAUAAGGGCAUUGAAGUCAACCUUCUAGGCAGCAUGGAGUCUGAAAGCUGGGGGCACCGAGGAGAGGAGAAUGGCCUCCUAUGGGGGCCAGAUGGUCAUAAACAAGGGAAUCAGAGCCCAGCAGAACGUGUGCUUCUGCCCCAGCUGUCACUGCCACAGGGACCCGAGCAGGUCCUUACCUCCUCUGUACAUAGCUUCCUCUCCACUGAACUCAGGAUUGAAGAAGCAGGCACUGAACAGGAAGGAGGCCCUCAGGGAGGAACCAGGGGAGCAGGAGGCUUUCUGUGGGGCAGCGACAGAAAGACUCCCCCAGCAGGGAGGGAGGAGACCAGUUCCAAUCUCCCAGGGAAGGAGCACCCGGGAAGGCCACCAAGCUCGCCAACGGAUGCCACUAUUGGGCAGUAUGUGAAGAAGAUCCAGGAGCUCCUGCAGGAGCAGUGGAACUGCCUGGAGCAUGGGUACCCGGAGCUGGCCAGCGCCAUCAAGCAGCCAGCCUCCAAGCUCAGCAGCAUCCAGAGCCAGCUGCUGAGCUCCCUCAACCUGCUGCUGUCGGCCUACUCGGCCCAGGCUCACCCACCCAAGGAGCCACCGGCCUCCUCCUCCUCCCCGCCAGUGGAGAUCUCCCCAUCGACCAGCCUUAAAUCCAUAAUGAAAAAGAAAGACUAUGGCUUCCGUGCAGGAGGUAAUGGGACCAAAAAGAACCUUCAGUUUGUUGGGGUUAACGGUGGGUAUGAGACCACCUCAAGUGAGGAGACCAGCGGUGAGGACAGCACCCCAGAGGACUUGUCUGACAGCGAGGCAGAGAAGAAGUGUGACGGCCCAGAUCACAAGCAUGUCAAAGAUGCCCAUCUCACCUGCGAGGCUGGGCAGGGCAUCCCUGAGGGCACCUGCCAUGCUGCCCAGGAAAGUGGGCCUGGGGAAGAAGUCCCCCACUCCAAGGCCGAGAGAUAUAAACCCUCAGAAGAAUUUCUUAAUGCAUGCCGGGCACUGAGCCAGCAUCUGCCAGAAACUGGGACCACCACAGACCAGCUCUUGAGGCAAAGCUUGAACACCAUCAGUCAAGAGUGGUUCCGCGUCUCCAGCCGGAAGUCGUCUAGCCCCGCCGUGGUGGCCUCCUACCUCCACGAGGUCCAGCCUCACUCCCCACACUUCCUGAAACUGCUUGUCAACUUGGCCGAUCACAACGGGAACACGGCCCUUCACUACAGCGUGUCCCACUCCAACUUCUCCAUCGUGAAGCUGCUGCUGGAGACAGGCGUCUGCAAUGUGGACCAUCAGAACAAAGCUGGCUACACUGCCGUAAUGAUCACUCCCUUGGCUUCCGCAGAGACCAAUGAAGACAUGGCUGUUGUCUGGAAGCUCUUAAGAGAAGGAAAUGUGAACAUUCAAGCUACUCAGGGAGGCCAGACUGCGCUGAUGCUGGGAGUCAGCCACGACAGGGAGGACAUGGUUCAAGCGCUGCUUAGCUGCCAGGCAGAUGUCAAUCUGCAGGACCACGAUGGAUCCUCGGCCCUCAUGGUGGCCUGUCACCAUGGCAACGUGGACCUGGUGCGGCUGCUCCUGGCACACCCAGCCUGCGACAGCAGCCUGACUGACAAGGCUGGCCGCACAGCUUUGUCCAUCGCUCUGAAGUCACCCACCCAUAUGGAAAUUGCUGGGCUUCUGAGAGCCCACGCGGAGCAGGGCAGGUCCCUGGGGCUGUAGGGGCUGCAGAAGAACUGGCCGUGGGGAACAAAAGCCUUCUUCUCUGGACUCCUCCCUCGCCCUUGAAGAGGGCAGAGGUCACAGGCCAGAGAGCCACCCUUCUAGAGAAGAAACUAUGUCAAAUAUGCACAUACAUUCCUGUUGUAUAAUUCUGCUCAUUAGGAUGCUUUGUAGUUUUUGCCUUAGGCCAAGCCUGAAAACUACACGGGCUUCAGAGCAGGGUUCAAGGUGCAAGGUGAGGGGUACGUCGGUGUCAUCCAAACAUCCAAAACAUCUUCAGCCUUGAAUUCCUCAUGACUCUACCCUCUGUAACAUUGUGUAGCAAGCAGGCAGGCAGGAGCACAUUAGCACAUUAGAAAAGCAAUACUUUUUACAUGGAAUUUUACAGUGCACUAUCUUUCUGUUUUUUAAGCAAGUGUAUACAAAUAUGUCCCAUUGAUAUGCAUGUCUAUAGAUGGGAGGGGAUUUAAGCCAACCCCCUGGCAAGCAUUCUGUAGGGGACCCUAGAAGAAUCACCGUGCAGACUGGUGAAACUGAACAAGCACCAUUUGGGAGCUUUGUUUCGAUGGGGUUGACAGAGAAAUCUUAAAAUCUGACAGGGUAGAAGAAGCACUUUGGCAUCAAUGCCAUAUGUACAGUCUUGACUAUUUCUGAGUCAUCUAGUGGCUCCAAUUUGCUCCAGGGAAAUUGGAAUUAAUUAAGAAAUUUAUUAUCUAGUAAGUUGCUAUGUAAUAAAGAAAAAAAAGAAAUUCAAUCCAAUGACACACACCACAUGUAUUUGGGCAGAGUCAGAUUCUCUCAGCUAUUUUGAGUCUGUGGAAGAAACAAAAAAAAGCUUCCUCCUGAGGAUGGGUUAUUGUCAUCAAGAAGCCACCUGCAUAGCCGUAUCCAUUACCUCAUGGUAAUUCCCGGUGCUUUCCCCUCAUAUCCCCUAGAAGCAAAUAUCUGUUCUGAGGUUUUUUGGGACUUCUGGCUGCAAUAGGAGCAAGGGACCCAGGCAGGGCAGAGCAAUACCUUCCGAAGCUUCCAUAUUCCCUGGGGCCAGCACAUGCAAGGUUUAUAUGGUCAGUAGCUCACGUGAAGUCAUCUGAAUCUUUCUUAAAUCUGCUCUCUUAAAAUCUCUUAUGCAAAAAAAAAAAAAAAAAGCCCCUUAUAUAAAAAGAAGUAAUGUCAAAGUUUGAUGAGCUUUACAUUGGAAACUCAAAAGCUUGCACUCUCAUUUUGGCUCAGAUGCCAAUUUGCUGGGUGCCCCUGUGGUGAGUCAUGAAACCUCCUUGGGCCGCAAUUUCAUCAUCUCUAAAAACAGAAAUUGUCAUACAACCUACCUCCUGGGAGGUGCUGCACAAGAAGCAGCUGAUGGAAGUUUCAAAAUCCAAUUUGUGGCCGAGCGCGGUGGUUCACGCCUGUAAUCCCAGCACUUUGGGAGGCCGAGGCAGGUGGAUCACCUGAGGUCGGGAGUUUGAGACCAGCCUGACAUACAUGGAGAAACCCCGUCUCUACCAAAAAUACAAAAAUUAGCUGGGGCGUGGUGGCAGGCGCCUGUAAUUCCAGCUACUUGGGAGGCUGAGGCAGGAGACUCACUUGAACCCGGGAGGCGGAGGUUUCAGUGAGCCGAGAUCGUGCCAUUGCACUCCAGCCUGGGUAACGAGCAAAACUCUGUCUCAAAAAAAAAAAAAAAAAAAAUCCAAUUUGUAACCCAUUAAGGCCAUCUACAGCAAUGGUACAGCAAACUUCUUUUGCCAUUGUGAUUCAUAAGAGAGGCUCAGAGUCCCAGAACACAAUGACAUGUGUUGAUGCAACUCAGAGGUGGAGAGAAUGGAGCAAAUAAUGAGAAAAAAAAUGCUUUAAAUGAGUUUAUUUUGACCUCAAAAUACAUUGUAAGAGCAACAUCCUACGUUAAUAAAUGUUCUAGCCCGGUGCUUCGCGAACAUUUAUGUGCAUACAAAUCACCUGGGAUCUUGUUAGAAGGCAGUAGGUCUGGGGUGGGGCCUGAGAUUCUGCAUUUCUAACCAGGUCCUGGGAGAUGCUGAUGCUAUCGAGCCACAACCACACUUUGAGUAGCAAGCCUCUGGCCUAUCCUUAUUGUUUGUUAUAUUAAAAUGCUGCCUCUCA